AUGCCCGACAUCAACCCCGCCGACCUGUCGUCGCGCCCAGCCGUCAACCUCACCACUCCAACCCUGUCCAACAAGACAAUCACCGUCUCGACACCCUCGACCGCCGCAAAGCCCAUCAAAACCAGCCAAAUAAUACCCGCCAGGAUCGACCUCGAGCCCAUAUAUGCCGCCCUAAAGUCCGCAAUCGGCAAUGAGCAAUGGGCCAUUUACAAAGAGGCCACAACCCAAUUCUUCAUCGGCCGCCUCAACCAGGCCGAGUACUCAGAGCGCAUCGAUCCCAUAAUAUCAUCUCAACAUGGCGACAAGGAACACCUGCACAACCAGCUCCUGGCUGCCCUAUAUGCCAAUGUCACCCGUGAGAUGCCAGACCAGGGCCUGGCACCAUGGGUUAGCGCAAAUGACAAACCUGCCAUCGGCACAGGGACCAAGCCCGUGUCUGGUGAUGCUACCGAGCGGCGCCUGAAGGGGCAGGUCAUGCAACUGCCAAGCCGUGACCGCCGGCGCAUCAAGGAUAUCCAGCAAAAUGAUUUCGAUCCCUUCGAGUCCCUCGCUGGCAUCUUCGCGGAGCACACGAUCAAAUCAAAGCGGCCCAGGCUGGCUGAAGAAAGUGUGGCCAGCAGCGGCCUGAACAUGAACCGGGAACAAGACAUCAAGAAGCGAUACCUCAAUCCUUUGGGCCUGGAGUCUGGCGAAUUUCCCGACGGGAACUAUACCGACUCGCGCAUGCUACCCUACUGCUACGAGGCCGGUCUCGAGUCCGCUGCGCCCGACGCUGCGCAAUUGGUCUCCGCUGCCACCGAGUCGUUCAUCAAAGAAGUCCUUACAUCCGUAUUCAGUCGAACACGCAGCAAUGGGCCUGGCGAUUCUGGCAGUGCUGGGUUUGGAUCAACGUCAAGCUGGAUACAGACAUACAAAUACAAGAGGCAGCUCUCGAGGGAAGAAGAUGCGGUCAUGCGCGGCGAGGUCGCGCGGGACAAGUGCGGUUUGCUUCCCAUCGAGUCCAAAGCGGCGGGCGAGAGAGGCCCUCUUGGCAUUGCGGACCUUCAUCUUGCACUCGAUAUCGCGGAUUGCGGCAUGUCUCAGUUUCCUGUUAUGGUCAGGUCGCUGCUCAACGGAUACCGUGAUGGCGAGCUCGAGAACAUGAACGACCACUACUAUCUGGAUGGCCGAAAACCCGCGACGCCGAACGGCGUGGAUAGUGACAUUGCCAUGGCUGGAACCCGAGAGGACACUAAGCAACAACUCCCCAACGGGGUACCGCAUGACGAUGCGAUGGAGAUCGACGACGAGUACUUCUGGGCCGGCGCGAACGAAGAAGAUUUGGAAGGUUUGGAUGCCGUCCUAGAUUCCAUCGGGGCCAGUGGUUAG
Diaporthe citri is the source of this 1368-nucleotide messenger RNA. RefSeq lists its product as uncharacterized. Gene Ontology annotation, molecular function: transcription coactivator activity. NCBI's taxonomy places the organism in Eukaryota, Fungi, Ascomycota, Sordariomycetes, Diaporthales, Diaporthaceae. The record is from RefSeq and is a predicted model, not a curated record. The transcript has 4 exons. Bases 1 to 1368 code for a protein of 455 amino acids. Gene Ontology annotation, biological process: regulation of transcription by RNA polymerase II. Gene Ontology annotation, cellular component: SAGA complex.